AUGUCGCAGCAAUUGCAUGAAGUAACCGAAGCCGACAUUCAAGUAUCCUUUACAAGCAGCUACGAUGACACCGAGCAAGACUUGGUGCUUCCUUCGAUCGAAGAUGUUUCUGAGCCAUGUAUCAAGAGCGAGCCUGGCGAAGACAUUGAUGCAGUCGGUUCCUCGACAGUCGGUACCUCCGCUUCCGACAAAUCUAAGCAGCGUUCUCCUUCGUACGAUUCUGAAAGCACACUACCACUGUCAACUCCUUGUCCGUCGGACGAAGACAGAGCUGUUCCUGCUAUACUGUGCAGUCCUGAAAGAACGAGCCAUCACUUCAGCGUUGGCAAUACAGCACCCACACUACAAGUAAGAAGGACCCUGGACUUCGGUAUGCCAGCCCUUCGCCUCACCAAUGACUAUGUACAACAAGCCUCUGAGCCUAGCGACUUCACUUCGCUGGCAGCACUGCGAAGGUUGGAACGAGACCCUCCGCAUCACUGGCAUGAAGACGAACGAGAGCUACUGACCAUACUUUAUCGAUGGUACGAAGACACAAAUGUGGCAACCAUCCCGAAGGUCUUCAACGCCAUCACCGGCCUCAACCUCAGGCUUAAUGUCAUUCGCUAUCAAUUCGAAAGCCACCUCAUUCUGUAUGGCGGUCGUGCGUACCCCGAGUUCGAUCGAGUCAUGAGAGUCCCAUUCUACGACCCGGAACACAAGUACGACGAGAUUCAUGCGAUCAUCGAAGACACUGCCUUGGAAUCUGGCAUUGACUUGUCACGACGUAUAAACGAGGUGAGCUACACAUCUGGAUUGGCGAGAACUGCCAAGUCUCCCAAAACGAGGAAACAUUACAAAUCCUUAGUUAGACGUGCGCUAAAGAGGGAGAAGGAGAGAGCACGCGCCAUUCGCACGCCGGCUCCGGAAGAUCUACCACUUCAGGCUUUACAGCUCGGCGGGAUGGCACUGAUUGAGCAAGAUAAUGAGGAAACAUGGUCAGACAUCGAAGGCUAUCAUAAACCACCCAUCACAGCUACGCAGCCAACACUCCGGACUCCACCUGGCAAGAACACGAUUGGAUUUCGCGUUUGGGAUGCAAACAGCCGAACGAUAUUCGAAGACGAGACGGGCUUCGUAAGCCAAGCCUUCUCGAUAUGGAGGGGCGAGUUUCCGCCGCCUUUCUCCCCGGACGGACAAGGUCAACAGGCUCUGAUGCUCUUGACGAACCUUCAUCUGUCCAUGAGUGGCGGCGCCUCGGCUUUUGUCUCAGUGUCGACGAGUCUCUUGCAGGCACUGGUCAAGGCCUCAACCAUGUUUGAGCCCAGAAUCGCCGUCAAGCGCAUGGUAUGGGCUUCUGUCCCAGCUGCAGCUGUGCUGUCACAUUUCCCGCUUUCCGACCUCAAGGUUUUAUCGCGCCACAACCAAGCUUGCGAUGAUAUCCUCAACCUGCGGGAUAUACAAUCCGGCCGAAAGACACAAUACGUCUCCUCGCUAUUGCGCGACAGGAACACAAUCAUCAACAUCCGCACGGCACGGGCUAUGGCUGUAGUAUGUCGGGCCUUCAAGAUGCACCGUGUCGGCGUUAGCAUUGCGCACAUCCAAGGACUGGUAUCAUCGUUGGUGGAUUCUUUUCAAUUGAAGCACGUCACAAGCGAUACACCCCGCAUGUCCAUGAUGAUGGCCAAAGCGUUCGCCGUGUCUCUCGUGUCGCAAGCUCAUCUGGACCCUGAUGUUGAGACCGCUUUCCAGGAAGGCGUUCAGCAAGGCACUGUUAGCUACCAUCGAGUUCUACACCCGACGUCGACCCGUGGUACCUCGACGACGGAGUAG
This is a messenger RNA of Alternaria metachromatica, 1812 nucleotides long. RefSeq lists its product as uncharacterized. The transcript is spliced from 4 exons. NCBI's taxonomy places the organism in Eukaryota, Fungi, Ascomycota, Dothideomycetes, Pleosporales, Pleosporaceae. The record is from RefSeq and is a predicted model, not a curated record. Bases 1 to 1812 code for a protein of 603 amino acids.